Molecule: messenger RNA, 5248 nt
Organism: Episyrphus balteatus (marmalade hoverfly)
Lineage: Eukaryota; Metazoa; Arthropoda; Insecta; Diptera; Syrphidae
Gene: bon
Product: E3 ubiquitin-protein ligase TRIM33
Exons: 11
Coding region: 521-3769 (1082 amino acids)
Biological process (GO): positive regulation of DNA-templated transcription
Cellular component (GO): nucleoplasm; chromatin
Molecular function (GO): protein binding; zinc ion binding; ubiquitin-protein transferase activity
Source: RefSeq, a predicted model, not a curated record
CAAUUUUUUCUCUCCGAAGCGUCUGUGUUUCUAAAAAUUAUUAUCAAUAAUAUACAAAAAAAACUACAUUUUUUGCAAAAAUUAUUCAACAAAUUCCAACACAAAACUCUAAUACAUGUGAUCUAGAUAAAAUGUGAACGAAAUUCGGUGCGAUUUUAAGUGAAUUUUGCAUUUGAUUCUCGUCUAAUUUUUUUUUUCGUUUCUCUUUUUUUUUUUCAUUUUUAAUUUCCUUUGGUUAAUGGAUUUUUCCUCCGGGGGGAAAAAUGACGACAAGUUUGUGAGAAAAAUCAAAGAAAAAAAUAAAAUAUAAAACGAUAUUUUUUCGCAGUGAAAGUUUUUUUGUGUAGAAAAAAAAAAUUAAUGAAAUUUUGAAAAGUUUUUUUUUUCUCAAUAUCUCAAAAAAAACAAAUACAUGCCUCAUUCAUGUAUGUAUAUGAAGUUUAAAAGGAAAAGAAAAAAUAUUAAGCAAUAAAGCAAAAAAAAAAAAAACAAAAAAAUUGUUCAAGAAAAUUCCCUCGCUAUGAACUCGGCCAUGGAAUUGGAUGAUUUGGACAAUAUAACCAAAAAUGACUUUCUUCCUUUGAUGCCAAACAUCAAACAGGAACUUCUGGAAGCCAACGAGCCCCCUAGCACUGGCACAACAACUGGCAAUCCUUGCGACAGUGCCGAGAAGCGGAUUGAAAACACAUCAACAAUCGGCGAAUCGAGUUCGACAAAAUGCGUGUGGUGUUCGCAAUUUCUAGUUGCGACAGAUCGUCCCAAACUUUUGGAAUGCCUACAUGUCGCCUGUUGCCAAUGUGUAACAACAAAAUUUUCCGAGCUCGAUCGCACAAUGCCACCCCUUAUACACUGUCCAGUGUGCAACAUGGCAUCCCAAAAUGAAUUCAUAAUAGACAACCACUUCCUAAUAGAGCAAUGUAAUUCGGGUGAUUUGAAUGCCAACGCAGCUGGAAGCAGCGAUCCAGACAACAAACAAAGCGCUGCCGCAUCAAUGAUCAAAUGUAGUAGCUGCAGUGAUGAUGCCAAUGCAACUUCAUGGUGUGUAGAUUGUUCAGAAUAUAUAUGUGAUAGUUGCGUGCAAGCACAUCAACGGCUGAAAAUCACCAAGGAUCACACAAUCAAGCCGAAAGAAGAGGCCAAUUGCGAAACAUCAACAGCCUCACAAACCGAUCGUAGUCUAAGAUGUCAACUGCAUCCGCAGGAGAAGCUUUCACUGUUUUGUGAGACAUGCGACAAGUUGACAUGUCGUGACUGUCAGUUGAGUGAACAUCGUGAUCACAAAUAUAAGUUUGCACACGAAAUUGCCACAGAGACGAGAAAUUCACUGGGAGCAUUGCUCAAUGAGAUCAACUAUAAGCGUUUCUUGUUGACUAGUGCGAGCAAAGUUAUUGACGACAGACAGAAUUUAAUAACAGACAAGAAGAAGGACCUCAUCAAGGACAUUACAGCAAUGGUUGUGAAGAUCACAAAUACGGUUAAUAUGCGCGGCAAGCAAUUGGUCAUGCGACUGAACGAGGUUUGCGAUAGCAAACUGAAAGUAUUGAAUGAGAAAAAGGAAGCCCUUCAGUUGUUGUCGGAAAACACAGAUCAUUGCAUUGACUUUGUGCAGGGCGCCUUAGAUAAGGGUAGCGAUUGUGCGAUAUUGAGUAGUAAAAAAUCUCUUGCCAGGCAUUUGCAAAAGCUAAAAUGCCAACGUGCUGACAUCCCAAAUCCAGAGAUUCCAGUUAGAAUACAAGUUCAGCUUAAUCAAGUGAACGAAUUACAGAAAGUUAUUUCUCAACUGGGUGUAAUUGUUGUCGAUGGAAAACCAUAUCCUCCACCACCGACGACUAAUGGGCCACCUCGCCAGCAACCAAGUCCUAAUAUGGCUCCGCCACUACGACCAGGGCUUCCGCCUGGUAUGACAACCGGCCUUUCCCCCGGUGGCCCUGUCCCGGGUCAAUACGUUCAAAACGGCCCACCCAUGUACACGAGUACGUCACCGCAACAGCAAUUCAACAAUAUGCCAAUGAAUAGACCGUUCCCUGCAGAUGGACCAGGUAACGACAGAAGGGUCAGAUUUGCAGGGAUGCCACCAGUGGGUAUGCAAAGGCAAGGCCAACCACAUGUCAGCUCAUCAACACACCCACAAAAUAUGGAUAUAAGCUUACGUGGUCUUCUCAAUAAUCAAGCAGCUGGACAAAGUCCCAACCAGCCUCACAUGUCAUUCAAUGGUCCACCGAAUUAUCCUGGCGGAGGUCCACAGGGCGCACCAUCACCGUUACAAAAUAUCGGGGCACAAAUGAGGCCGCAUUUUAUGGCAGGUCCACCGGGACAACAACACCAAAAUUUCCCCCCAAACCAACCUGGUGGACCGAACACUCCAAAUUUUAUGAAUAAUGGGCCAAGAUUCCAGAAUUUUCAACGUAUGAGCAAUCAUCAACCAGGUAUGGGUGGCGGUGGUAAUCAAAUACCGUCACCGGGUCCGAUGCCAAGGCCGAAUAUGAUGCAAAAUCCAAUGCAGAAUAAUUUGGGGUUUCCUGGAAGCCAGGCUGGCUUUAACGCCGGUCCACAACAACAAAGCCCAUUGGGUGGAGGAGGCGGAGCAAUGGGUAUGCCUGGGAUGGCGAAAUGGCAUAUACCACAAUCUGCCCAACAGAACAAUGCCUGCCAAGCACAUGGGCCGAUGAUGCAAUUCGCCAAUGGGAGGCAAGGUGAAAAUUUUAAAAUAUCACUCAAAUCACCCAACACGCUAAAGAAUACAACACCAAAUGGUCAGAUGCAUGGCCCAGGGAGUGUUUUGCCAAAUGUAACGUCAACAAAUCCCAAAACACCAAGUCCCAGUACAAAUGAAAACUCAAAAGACUUUACAGAACCAAUUGACAAAGUUCGUGAUGAUUCCAUUAACGAUCUAAUGGCCACCAUAGCCAAACUCGAUUCCAAUGGAGUGCAAGUUUUGCCCGAAGGCCGAACGAAAACAACUUCACCACAAGUUCAUAGCUCGACAGAUCUCUCCAAUACCCAAGAGGUUAAUAAAAAUGAUCAAAAAGAUGACCCAAACGAAGAUUGGUGUGCUGUUUGUUUGGACGGCGGUGAACUGAUGUGCUGCGACAAAUGUCCAAAGGUAUUCCAUCAGAAUUGUCACAUUCCAGCAAUUAGUUCGCUGCCAGACGAAAGCGAAAGUUGGCAGUGUCUUUUGUGUGUUAAUAUGGGAGAACUUGCCAACACUGUACAGAUGCAACCGAAACCAAUUGGAGCUGAUCUAACACCAAGUGAAUUACUUAUGAUCCAGAGAAUUUGUUUGGAAUUGUAUUGUCAAUAUGAGCAGAGCUUGCAUUUUCGUGAACCAGAAUCACCAACAAAUACAGCAUACUAUGAAAUUAUUUGCAGUCCAAUGUCCUUAGAUGUUAUUCGAACAAGAUUGGAUCCAUCGAGUCCUAAUCAUUACAAAGAAAUCGCCGGUUUUAUUGCUGACGUUCGAUUAAUCUUUAAAAACACCUACCUCUUUUAUCAGUCAAUGCAGGAGGAUUCAAAAACCUAUCAACACGCCCGCUAUUUAGAAAUGUUCUUUGAAGAACAAUUAGUAAAAUGGUUACCGAAAUUCGCACACAGUAAUAACCAUUCAAAUGCAAAUGGCACACAACCAAAUGCAGCAGCAUUAGCAGCGGCAGCAGCAGCAGUAUCUGCAGCAGCGGCAAGUCUUGAAAAUGGCACUGGUGCAGGCACCUUAAGCGGCAAUGAAGAUGAUGGCUGCCAACCACCAAAACGCAUUCGAAAGUUAACCGAAUAAUUUUAAAUAAAAUUCAAAUACACAGUUAAAUAAAAAAAAGAUAUAAUGAAAACAAUGAUUUUAUACUUUUCAAAAAUGUAUACACCUAGGUAUUAUUAUUAAUCAAUGUUGUUGAUAUUUUUGUUGUAGGGUUCUAAACGUAUAAACAUAGUUUUUAAGUAUUAUGAUUCUACUUAAUUGAGAGCUUCGCGAGAUUCUAUUUUCUAUUGUAAAAUUCAAUUAAUAACUAUUACCAUAAAAACUUGAUUCUUAUUUCAACGAUUGCAUCUUUAAACAACAAAAAAAUAAAAAUUCUCAUUUAUGACUUGUCUGCAUAGAGCCGUUGUCGCCGUUAUGUAUACUUUAUAAUUUUAGUUUCUCAUUCAUAACUUCGUUAAUUAUAUUAUUAUUAUUGUUUCUUUAAUUAUUGUAUUGUAAUCCAUGGAAAGACAUUUUAUUUUUAGUUUUUAUUUUAACUAUAACAAUUUAUUAAAAGAAAAUCAAACAAUGAAAUUAUCAGUAAACUUUAGAUUUAAGUAAAUAAAACAAACAACAAAAAAAGCAUUAAAGAACAACAAUUUAAUAAACGUACGCAUACAUAAAUUAUUUUAUGUUGUAGAAAUAUUUAAUUGAAAAAAAAAAUUCAUGUAAAUAUAAAAAAAAAAAAAAACAAACAAAAUAAUAAACAAUAUCAGACAUUAUUUUAAAGCAAUUAAAAUACAUAAACUAAAAAAUCAUUUAAAAUAAACGGUGAAUUCCAAGCACAAUGUAAGUUAUUUUUAUUAUGUUUUUUUAAUUUGUUUUUCUUUUUUGAUUAAAUCGUAUCUAUUUUUGUUAUGUGAAAGCAACAUUAUGAUCAUGCAUCCACAUUUUAUUGUUUGUUGGACAAAAAUUAUAAGAUUUUGCAGCCUACUACUCUCGUCGAUAAAAAUUUAACUUUUCGAUUGUUAAUUUGAAAAAACCAAAUCUCCAAGUUCUGCAUUCAAUUAAACAUAUUUUCCAACAUUCAAUCGGAUCAAUGUUGCUUAACAAAGCUUCUUCCAAAUAUAUAUAAAAUGUAUAUAUAUUUUCCUAAAGAAAUAAAAAUAAAAAAAAAAAUCAAUUGUUAGUAAUUAUUUAAAACAAAAAUUUAAUAAAUGUCAUCACUGAUUUUGUUUAAAAACUUGAAAAAAAAAUAAAAUAAUAAACAAAAACAUAAUAUAAAAUAUAUAUAAAGAUCUUAAUAAUCAUGACACUAUUCAGGAUUAAGUUAUGUAUUCGAAACAAAACAAAAAAAAAUAAAAUUAAACUAUUUUAGUUUAUCAGUUAAACUACUAUCAUUAGCGUAUAGUGUAUUUAUACAAUUAAAUAAAAUAAAAAAACAAAAAAAUAAAACAUUUUAUUGAAUAAAUAAAAUAAAAUUAGGAAGAUGAAAAUAAAAGGCAAGAUAUGAUUAAACACGAAUCCGUACUUGUAGAAAAUAUGAGAAUAAAAAUUUUAAUCGUACUCCAUAAUUGUGUA